Chenopodium quinoa (quinoa) is the source of this 1109-nucleotide messenger RNA. RefSeq lists its product as uncharacterized. The transcript has 4 exons. Gene Ontology annotation, molecular function: cadherin binding. Bases 128 to 964 code for a protein of 278 amino acids. Gene Ontology annotation, cellular component: nucleoplasm; mitochondrion. Lineage: Eukaryota; Viridiplantae; Streptophyta; Magnoliopsida; Caryophyllales; Amaranthaceae. The record is from RefSeq and is a predicted model, not a curated record.
UUGAAAAGGUAUAUGGAGAUGAGAGUUUUCUGGACUUGGUGUGUUCAUAAGAUUUAUUGAAGAAGAUCCCACCCAAACAACAAAGUUUGAGAGAGGGGAAGAAAUUCAAAAGAAUUGGGGCUAGAGGAUGAAGAACUCUAGCAGAAUUGAAUCACAUAAAAAAUGUGGUCAGCUUUGGUUGUUGACAUAUUGGCCGGAGCCUGGUGGUCUGGUGGAAGAUGCCACCAAACCCCCCAAAAAAAUGAUGCUUUCAAGCAUUUUUGUAAGGCGAAGAAGCCGGUCAAGCUCCCCACGUCGUCGCAGAAGCCGUUCUCCUGUAAGGCGUCGUAAGAGCCGUUCUCCGACAGCACGGCAUUAUAGGAGGAGAAGAAGUAGGAGUUCAUCUGCGUCUCCUCCACGCAAGUCCCGUAGUCCAAGUGUGGCAUCAGCUGAUCGCAAGGAGGCCAUAAAGAAACAAAAGAAAGAAGAAGAAGAAAGGAAAAGGAUCCAACAGGAAAUACAGCUCAAAUUAUUAGAAGAAGAGACGGCUAAGAGGAUUGAAGAAGCUAUACACAAGAAUGUUGAAGAGAAGUUGAAUUCUGAAGAAGUGAAGUUAGAUAUUGAAAGGCGCAUAGAGGAAGGCCAGAAGAAAAUGUUUGAUGAUGUUGCUGCUCAGCUUAAGAAAGAGAAGGAAACAGCUCUCAUGGAGGCAAGGCAGAAAGAAGAACAAGCACGGAGAGAGCGAGAGGAGCUAGAUAAGAUGCUUGAAGAGAAUCGGAGGAGAGUGGAAGAGGCUCAGAGAAAAGAAGCUCUAGAGCUGCAGCGGAAAUUGGAGGAACGCCAGCAGGAACUGGAGUUGAUUCAGCGACAAAAGGAAGAAGCUGCUAGAAGAAAGAAACUGGAAGAGGAAGAGGAGCGAGCCAAACAGAUACUGUUGGCUAAAAAUAGAGCCCAGUCUAAAGCAUCAUCUGCUGUUGGCUUAUAAUAGUCUGUCCACUAAAUUGUUAUAAUAUGUUUAGUAAUGUAUGUAGUGCUAGCUUCUAAGGUCAAGAAGAGCUUUUGGUUGUACUAUUAUAUUGUUGAAAGCUUAAUGCCAAUUAGUGUUUUUCCUGCUGUUUGUUUCAGUUUAA